CAAGAAAGCAUAGGCAGAUCAUGAUAGUGACAUAAAUUAUUCAAACCAUAGGUUCCCCAAUUUCUUAUUCACCAAAAGAAAUAAGACUCUAGGACGCUAGUAGUUUGAAACAUCAAAUGAAGAAAAAACUAUUAAAUAGUCAACGAAUUCACAUGGUUUUCCAUUGAGGAUGAGCUACCUCUUAAAAACUCCAUAGCAGAAAAGGUUGAAAAUCUAAAUGAUAUUAAAUUUCAUUCACAUGCCGUGACUGGAGAGUUAAUCAACUCCAAAUCCAAUUUCCACCUAAUCGCAGUAAUGUCAUUCUUUAAUCUUAAAAAAGAUUAAGAAAAUGGUAGGUUUUAGGUAUUAUCAUGCCAGAAGACAGGGAAACAGUAUAAUGUUCAUGUCAAAACAAAAGAGCAGGCAACUAGAUCCUGCAGGGCGUAUUUAAAAUAUCAUGUUCUAGUAGUUUAUUGUUUAACCAUACAAAAUAGAAGUCUAAUUAACAUUAAUUACAAUCUACAGAAAUGGUUUAAGUACACUAUAUAAUAGGAUCUAAGGGGAUCCAUAUCCAACAAAGCAAGCUACUCAAAUCCUGCAGUCGAAGCAAAAUGGUGCUCUCCAAGCUUUUUAUCACCGUUCUUGUCCUUCAAGCUCUAAUCCCCUUCCACUCUUCAAUCCAAGCUGCUCCUACAAAUUCAAACCUCUUCCGAGAAUAUAUAGGAGCUGAGUUCAAUAAAGUAAAAUUCACUGAUGUUCCUAUUAAUCCGAAUGUCGAUUUCCACUUCAUUCUCUCCUUUGCCAUAGACUAUGACAGCUCAAGUUCUCCUUCUCCCACAAAUGGAAAAUUCAAUGUCUUUUGGGACUCCGAAAAUCUCAGCCCUUCUGAUGUUUCUUCUAUCAAGAACCAAAAUUCCAAUGUCAAAGUGGCCUUAAGUCUUGGAGGGGAUAGUGUACAAGGUGGCUAUGCUUACUUUAGCCCCUCUUCAGUGAAUUCUUGGGUCUCUAAUGCUGUUUCCACACUUACAGAUAUCAUCCAACAAUAUAAUUUGGAUGGAAUUGAUAUUGAUUAUGAGCACUUUCAGACUGAUCCUGAUACCUUCACAGAGUGCAUAGGACAGCUUAUUUCAACCCUUAAGAGGAAUGGUGUAAUCUCUUUUGCUUCUAUAGCUCCAUUCGACGAUGACCAAGUUCAAGGCCAUUAUCAAGCCUUGUGGAAGAAGUAUGGACACCUAAUAGACUAUGUCAAUUUCCAAUUCUAUGCAUAUGAUCAAGGAACAACAGUGUCUCAGUUUAUGAGCUACUUUAACACCCAAAGCACCAACUACAAUGGUGGUAAGGUCUUGGUGAGCUUUAUCAGUGAUGGAAGUGGUGGAUUAGCACCAGAUGAUGGAUUCUUUACAGCCUGCAAUAGGCUCAAGAGUCAGAAGCAACUACAUGGGAUCUUUGUUUGGUCUGCAGAUGACUCCAAGGCAAAUGGUUUUCGCUAUGAGAAGCAAUCACAGGCACUAUUAGCAAUACACCACUGAUGCAUUACUUCUGGUUGUUUAAUCUUGUAUGAUUAUACGUAUACUAUGAAUAAGUUAUAAUACAUUAGUAAAAUUCUGUUUUUUUUUA
Hevea brasiliensis (rubber tree) is the source of this 1596-nucleotide messenger RNA. Its product is annotated as chitinase 2-like. Gene Ontology annotation, biological process: carbohydrate metabolic process. The transcript has a single exon. Gene Ontology annotation, molecular function: hydrolase activity, hydrolyzing O-glycosyl compounds. Bases 591 to 1508 code for a protein of 305 amino acids. NCBI's taxonomy places the organism in Eukaryota, Viridiplantae, Streptophyta, Magnoliopsida, Malpighiales, Euphorbiaceae. The record is from RefSeq and is a predicted model, not a curated record.